AUGGCGGGGCGGCUGCUGCGCAGCUGCGGGCGGGCGGCGGGUUGGGCGCCGGUGCCCCGCGUCCUCUGGGCCGCGCCCGGGCCGUGCCGCGGCUGCGGGGAAGCGUCGGGGCUGCGGGCCAUGGGCUUCACCGAGGAGCAGGCCCGGCGGCUUCUGGGGCUGCAGGCACGGAUCGACCCUCAGCGGCGGGAGGCGGCGGCGGCGCAGCUGCUGCUGCUGGGGCUGGAGGCCGAGGCCGCCCUGGGGCUGCUGGAGCGGAGCCCCGCGCUGCUGAGGAUGCCGGCGGAGCGGCUGCAGGAUCGCGCCGAGGAGCUGCGGCGGCUGGGGCUCGACGGAGCUCCGCUCCAGCGGGCCCUGAGCCGCUGCCCGCAGCUCUUCACCUUGCCCCGGAAGAGGAUGGCAGCGGCGGUGCGGCUGCUGCGGGAGCAGUGCCUCUUCACGGCGGAGCAGCUGACGGAGGUGCUGAGGACCAGCCCCGCCGUGCUGCUGGAGGAGCCGAGCCACCUCCACCACCACUUCCAGUACGCGUACUUCAGGAUGGGGAUCCGGCAGAAGGAGAUGGUGAAGGCCCGUCUGUUCCGAGUGCCGUUUGCCGAGCUCAGGAACCGGCACAUCUUCCUGGAGCGCCGAGGGCUCUUCCAGACACCGCUCAAAGGUCAGAUCCAAACCGGUAACCCGAAACUAAAGGACAUCCUGCAGCUCUCAGAAAAAGACUUCGUGGUCAGCCUGGCCCGCUCCACCUUGGAGGAGUACGAGGUCUUUAAGAAGCUGCUGGCUCGAGAGGAGUUGGAAGACGAAGAGGAAGAGGAGGAGGAGGAAGAAGAAGAAGAAGAAGAAGACAGGGAUGCACUAUACGCAGUGGAAGGUGAAGACUUAGACACUGAAGGAAGUAAAACAGUGAGGAGGUGAGGCUCCAGGGUACCCAAGCUCUCCCAUUCUGGCCCCACUACACUUACAGGUGCUCUGGGCCUUGACCCCACACAGGCACAAGCUCGGGGCCCCAGAGAGGGGCAGCAAAUAGAUCCCAGAAAUAUCAGAAUACAAUAAUCCUCCUUCCUCCUCCUUGACCAACUACUUUAAAAAAUAACCAGUUUCCAUAAAGUGUUUU
Messenger RNA from Calypte anna (Anna's hummingbird), 1108 nucleotides. It is a transcript of the gene MTERF4, whose product is annotated as mitochondrial transcription termination factor 4. Lineage: Eukaryota; Metazoa; Chordata; Aves; Apodiformes; Trochilidae. Gene Ontology annotation, biological process: regulation of DNA-templated transcription. The record is from RefSeq and is a predicted model, not a curated record. Gene Ontology annotation, molecular function: double-stranded DNA binding. The coding region runs from base 1 to 909 and encodes 302 amino acids. The transcript has 3 exons.